Molecule: messenger RNA, 2562 nt
Organism: Racocetra persica
Lineage: Eukaryota; Fungi; Glomeromycota; Glomeromycetes; Diversisporales; Gigasporaceae
Source: the annotation of a GenBank genome assembly
AUGGGUCUUGCUAUACUUCUCUUAAUCGUUAUCUUCCUUCAAGCUAUUUUUAAUGGUUAUCAAGAUUGGACUUCUAGUGCUGUUAUGAAAUCAAUUAAUAGUAUGCUACCUUCUACUGCUACCGUAAUACGUGAUGGAAAAUCUCAAUCAAUUCCUCUAUCAACUUUAGUCAUAGGUGAUUUGGUUUUAUUAAAAAUUGGUGCUAAAGUACCUGCUGAUGUUCGUAUAAUAAAUCAAGUUGAUCUUAAAUUUGAUAAAUCUGUCUUAACCGGUGAAAAUAAACCCGUUAACGCCACUGUUGAAAUGACUGAUGAUAUUUACCUGGAAUCUCGUAAUAUUGGUCUUAUGGGUACUUUAAUAACUAAUGGUGAAGGUUUAGGUAUUGUUGUAGCUACUGGUGAUCGUACUGUUAUGGGAAAGAUUGCUAAAUUAUCUUCUUCUACUUCACAAGAAAGAUCUAUUUUACAAAAAGAAAUUACUAGUUUCGUUAUAAUUAUUACUUGUUUAGCUAUUACUACUGCUGCUUUAACUCUUAUUGUUUGGGCUGCUUGGUUAAGAGUUGAUUAUCCAAAUUUUAUUGAUUUAUCUGGUGCUCUUGUAAAUUCCAUCGGUGUACUUGUGGCUUAUGUACCUGAAGGUCUUCCAAUUGCUGUGACUUUAACUUUAACUUUAGUGGCUAGAAAAAUGGCAAAACAAAAAGUUUUAGUAAAAAAUUUAACUGUAGUUGAAACUUUAGGUUCGGUAAAUGUAAUAGCAAGUGAUAAGACUGGCACUUUGACUCAAAAUCAAAUGUUUGUAGAUAUAGCUCAUGUUGGUGAUGAAUCUUUUGAUCGGGAAAAAUCUCUUGAAGCUAAAAAUUCAAAAUCUUUAGAAUUUCCAAUUAAUGAAAGAACUAUUUUGGGUGAUGGUACUGAUUCGGCUAUUCUUCGUUUUGUUACUGAAUAUGCUAUUAAUGAUUCGGAGAUUGAACAAUUCGGCAAAAUUGCUGAAAUACCUUUUAAUUCAAAAAAUAAGUGGAUGUUACGUGUAAUGAAACCUAAGGACAAUAACAAUGUAUAUAGGACUGAUCGGCAUAUCUUGGUGAUUAAAGGUGCUCCUGAUGUGUUACUCGGUAGUUGUACACGUAUUCUCAAUCCUGAUGGUACUGAAAGACCACUUGAUGAUAAUGCUCGAAAAUCUUUGGUUGAUACUCAAUCUGAAUGGAGUAGUGCUGGUAAACGUGUCAUCUUACUUUGUCGUCGUGUUAUUACAAAUGAAAGUGAAAUUCCUUCGGAUACUAGUGAUUUGGAAUUACUUGGUCAACUUUCUUAUAAUUUAACUGUCAUUGGACUCAUGGGUAUUCUUGAUCCACCACGACCUGAAAUUCCUGAUGUUAUAAGGACUUGUCGUGGUGCUGGAAUUAGAAUCUUUAUGGUUACCGGUGAUUUUUCUUUAACCGCUUCUUCUAUAGCUAAACAAGUUGGUAUCUUUUCCGAUUCAGAGAAUACCAUACAUACUAUUAAUGAUCUUGAACAAUUUUCUGAAAAAUUGGAAAUUGUCGAACAUAAAGAAUCAACAGAAGAAAUUCCUAAAAAAGUAAAAUCACUUUUGUUGACCGGAUCUGAUUUAGCAACAUUGAACGAAAAACAAUGGGAUAUAGUCAUUACUUAUGAUGAAAUUGUAUUUGCUCGUACAACUCCUGAACAAAAAUUACGUAUAGUUCAAGAAUUUCAAAACAGAGAUUCAAUCGUUGGUGUAACUGGUGAUGGUGUUAAUGAUGCACCUGCAUUGAAAGCAGCUAAUAUUGGUAUUGCUAUGGGAGGUGGAAGUGAAGUAGCAAUAGAAGCAGCAGAUAUGGUACUUUUGGAUAAUAACUUUUCAUCAAUAGUAGUUGCUCUAGAAAGUGGUCGCCUAGUCUUUGAUAAUUUGAAAAAAGUUAUUCUAUAUUUAUUACCUGCUGGAUCUUGGUCCGAAUUACUUCCUGUACUUGUUAAUGUAUUUUUAGGUGUUCCAUUACCUUUAUCAACAUUUUUAAUGAUAUCGAUUUGUGUGUUAACCGAUAUGCUUCCUUCUAUCGCUCUCAUGUACGAGAAAGCUGAAAAAGAUGUACUUACACGUCCACCUCGAAAUCCAAAAAAAUCACGUCUUGUAGAUUGGAAAUUACUUGUUCAAGCUUACCUUUUCUUAGGUAUGAUGGAAUCAUUCUUUUCACAUUGUAUGUAUUUUCGUUACAUGCAAAAAUAUGGUGGAUUUCAACCAUCAGAUUUAUUAUUAGCUUAUAAUAAAUGGACAGAUGGAUAUAAAGGAUAUACAGGAGAUCAAUUAAACGAAUUUAUGUAUACUGGACAAUCUGUUUUAUUUGUUAGUUUAGUUGUCAUGCAAGCUUUUGGAAAUCUUUUUGCAACUCGAACAAGAUAUUUAUCAUUAUUUCAACAUUUACCAAUUAAAAAACGAUCAAGUAAUUAUUAUCUUUUUUGUGCACAAAUUGGAUCUAUCCUUCUUGCUUGUAUUAUAAUAUAUACACCCGCAAUUAAUGAUGCUUUAAAUACCCGACCUAUUCCCGUGGAAUUUUGUGGAAAAUGA